UGAUGGGAUCAGUGUGAGUCAUCAGGAGUAGUUAAUGGUCUUUGCUGGUGUUGUAAGUAACACUGGCUAAUUGGGAAGAGGCCUCACAGUGUGUGACGGGUGUUUCUGCCGAGGACGCUCGGACCACCUCCACGAUGAGAGGGCUGUAGAAGGAAACACAUUCAUUCAUCACACAGAUGGAAACUUGGGAACAUAUAGAGGUCUACAACUUCCUGGUGUGUGGCUGGGCCAAAGGAAUUGGCAUCAAGACUCUCCCGGAUAAAUAAUACAUCGUUUUUGCUCGGGUUCACUUGGGUGAGUCUGCCACAAAGGUAUGCAUCGACACGCUUUCACCCCCGUCACCUGGCACCCCUCUGCUAGUCCACCUGCAUGCUGCUCAGCCAUGCGGACUCAACACACGUCUAACAGCGUUAGAUGGGGCGCACUGCACGUCUACAUCGCCUGGCAGAUUCAUUACAAAGAGCAACUCAAGCACAACAUAGCCAAAGAUGACCGUCUCCAUGGAGACACACCAUCCCAGGUUCCUGCCCCCGGACCACCUGUCUCGCUCACAUCCCCUCAUGCAGCGUCGUCUUCUGCCUUUGGACUGCUGGCUGAGACGAGACCAAGAAGGCGCCAGGUGCUGGGAGACGAUCUGAGCUGGAGAGACGACGGAGGAAAGCAAGAAGAAAGGUGGAAAAGGCAGCAGGAGAGUGCCGCCUGCACCCAGAUGAAGAAGAUGAGGCAGCAAGUAUCCUCACAAAUUAUGACAGCGCCACACACUCGCUGGUACUGUCACAGGAACAGAUUUAAACAUCUGAACCCAAGUGAUCAACUUCUUCUAUUGGGCAACAAUGUAAACUGCAAUGUGAUCAAAUGCUCUCAUGGCGUUGUUGGCAGCUUCUCUGAGCCACAACGUCUUUGUCCCGCCAUUGUGAGGCAGCAGGGGCCCGCUCACCUCAGCAGGGCCACACCUACAGGUGAUGAGAAGCACCUGCACCAACUCCGCUACUCACCGUUUCUGGGCAACAGCCGCCAUCCAAGAUUUUUGCUUUGAGUCCGCCGUAUGCUAUAAUCGUAUUUUUCACAGUUUUGUAGUCUUUAUGAAGAGAAAGGACGCCAGAAGUCUUCUAAAUCAGUGUUUUUCAACCUUUUUUGAGCCAAGGCACAUUUUUUGUGUUGAAAAAAUUCGGAGGCACACCACCAGCAGAAAUCAUUAAAAAACGAAACUCAGUAAACAGCAAAGAGUUGUCGUCGCAAUUGUUGGAAGCAUAACCAAGCAUGCAUCACUAUAGCUCUUGUCUCAAAGUAGGUGUACUGUCACCACCUGUCACAUCACACCCUGACCUAUUUGGGCUUUUUUGCCGUUUUCCGUGUAGUGUUUUAGUUCUUGUCUUGCGUUCCUAUUUUGGUGUCUUUUUCUCUUUUUUUUGGUAUUUUCCUGUAGCAGAUUCAUGUCUUCCUUUGAGCGAUAUUUCCCGCAUCUACUUUGUUAUAGCAAUCAAAAAUAUUUCAG
Molecule: messenger RNA, 1495 nt
Organism: Nerophis lumbriciformis (worm pipefish)
Lineage: Eukaryota; Metazoa; Chordata; Actinopteri; Syngnathiformes; Syngnathidae
Source: RefSeq, a predicted model, not a curated record